Messenger RNA from Armigeres subalbatus, 3643 nucleotides. It is a transcript of the gene Psa, whose product is annotated as puromycin-sensitive aminopeptidase. Gene Ontology annotation, cellular component: cytoplasm. Gene Ontology annotation, biological process: proteolysis; peptide catabolic process. Bases 150 to 3365 code for a protein of 1071 amino acids. The transcript has 5 exons. Gene Ontology annotation, molecular function: metalloaminopeptidase activity; zinc ion binding; peptide binding. NCBI's taxonomy places the organism in Eukaryota, Metazoa, Arthropoda, Insecta, Diptera, Culicidae. The record is from RefSeq and is a predicted model, not a curated record.
AAGAUGUAAGAAUUGAAAGCAUAACAAAUGAGCAUAGUGAAUUAAAAACAUUGUUUAAUUAACACAUUUUGUGGUUCUGUAAUUAUUGAUUAUAUUAAACAUUAAAUUAGUAUUUAAUUUGCUCGCUUUGCAUAUCCAAAAAUCAUAUUAUGCAUCGAAGAACUUGGAACUAUAUUGGCAGUUUGUCUGCUCGUGUCGGAAGAUUGAGAAAGGAUCAGUGGAUAACAUCCGGUCGAAGAUCUUUCUCGUCCGCUGAGGCUGACCAUAGUAGACAGUGCAUUUAUUACUUGUCAUCAUCAUCAACAGUGUUGUCUCCGUGGCGCUCGCGGAAGUUUCUGCGUGAAAAGCGUUCAUUUUCGACACUUGCGCGCACAGCACCCGUAGCUGCCGCGUGGCCUUCCAACCAUCGUUACCUCGUGGCAUCCCCUCGCUCAAGCCGCCGCACAUCAUCGUAUCAGCGCUGCAAUAAUCACCGCUCUGCUAUUAUCGUUGAACCACCGUCGUUCUCGUCGCCGUCUGCUGCUGCAGUCGGAGAACAUUGUUUGAAGAGUACGUGCUGUAGAUGUGGUUGGGUUUAUCGGAAUAAUAACAGUGUUGGCCUACUGCAGUCGAGUCUGAUAAGAAGGCAGUUCAGUAACGUUUCGCAGCCGGUGGUGAUAACUGGUGGUGUUAGUGACUCGCCAUCGAGUGCGGAAGAAAAGAGUGCAAACUGCAAAAGUGAUAGUGACGACGGGAACACAGAAGAAGCAUCUGUCAUCCUCGGUAAAUCUGGUAAAAUGUCGUCGAAGCCGGCCUUUCAGCGAUUGCCCACGAAUGUGGUACCGCAGCACUACAAUUUGGCGCUGAAGCCCAAUCUAAAAUCAUUCACAUUCGAAGGCAGCACAUCAGUAGAAAUCCAGAUCAGGGCUCCAACAGAUCGCAUAACACUGAAUGCACUGGACCUAGUGAUUCCCAAGGCUACCGUCACUUUCGGUCCAGACAAAACGGAACUAACAGCAACGGAAACGAAUUUCUGUGCUGAUCAAGAAACAGUAUGCUUGGUGUUCCCGUCGGAGAUUCCUGUUGGCACGGCCCAGCUAGAUCUGGAGUUCACCGGCGAGCUUAAUGACAAAAUGAAGGGCUUCUAUCGGAGCAAAUACUUUACCCCUUCGGGUGAGGAACGGUUUGCCGGUGUUACACAGUUUGAGGCAACCGACGCGAGACGAUGCUUUCCCUGCUGGGACGAGCCCGCGAUAAAGGCAACAUUUGACAUCACUUUAACUGUGCCAAAGGACCGCGUGGCACUGUCCAAUAUGCCCGUUGUGAAUGAAACCGAAUCGGACGGUCUGAGGACGCUCAAGUAUGAAAGGACGCCAAUCAUGUCGACCUAUCUGGUGGCAGUUGUCGUCGGAGAGUUUGACUACGUGGAAGGAAAAUCGAAAGAUGGUGUACUGGUAAGAGUGUUUACUCCCGUGGGAAAGAAUGAACAAGGGAAGUUUGCACUUGACGUGGCAAUCGAAGUGCUGCAUUAUUAUAAUUCAUAUUUCUCGAUUGCAUAUCCACUGCCAAAGAUGGAUCUGGUUGCAAUAUCAGAUUUUUCCGCUGGUGCCAUGGAGAACUGGGGUCUGAUAACGUAUCGAGAGACUUUCGUAUUAGUCGACGCGGAAAAUACAUCGCUGAUACGGAAGCAAUCGAUUGCAUUGACCGUUGCUCAUGAAAUUGCCCAUCAAUGGUUUGGAAACCUUGUGACCAUGGAAUGGUGGACUCAUCUAUGGCUAAAUGAAGGCUACGCCUCAUUUGCCGAAUUCUUAUGCGUUAAUAAACUUUUCCCAAAAUAUUCCAUCUGGAAUCAGUUCAUUACGGAUAUGUAUACCCGUGCCUUAGAAUUAGACUGCCUAAAAAAUUCUCAUCCGAUCGAGGUACCAGUAGGACAUCCAGCAGAAAUUGACGAAAUUUUCGAUGAGAUCAGUUACAACAAGGGAGCUAGUGUAAUACGAAUGCUCUACCAUUAUCUCGGAGAUGAUGACUUCCGCAAAGGAAUGAACUUAUAUCUCACUCGCCACAAGUACAAAAACACCUUCACUGAGGAUUUGUGGACAGCUUUCGAGGAAACGAGCAAAAAGCCAGUUGGCAGUAUUAUGUCCACCUGGAUAAAACAAAUGGGAUUCCCGGUGGUGAAAAUACUCUCUUCGGAGCAAAAGGGCAAAACAAGGGUGCUCAAAUUGGAGCAGGAAAAGUUUUGUGCAGAUGGAUGUCAGGCCGAGCAGAAAUGCCACUGGAAGAUCCCUAUCAUAAUUUCGACUCCGAACUCUCCACAUGCACAUACAUUCAUCAUGGACAAAGAAACGGUGGAAGUUGUGGUAGACAAUGUGGAUCCCGCCCAUUGGGUUAAGCUAAAUCCGGCGUCUAUCGGGUACUAUCGCACGCAAUACAAGGCUGAUAUGUUGGAUAAAUUCCUGCCGGAAAUCAGUAGUAAUAGUAUGCAGCCACUGGACCGUUUGGGCCUACUGGAUGAUCUGUUCGCAUUGGUCCAAGCUGGGAGGAGUUCAACAGUUGAUGCAUUGAAAGUCAUGGAUGCGUGCUACAACGAACAUGACUAUACAGUGUGGUCAUCUAUUUCCAACUUUCUGUCCAAAUUGCAAUUGUUGCUGGCGAACUCACAAGCCGAAGAACAGUUCAACCAAUAUGGAACCCGUCUGUAUCGGACUGUUGCAAGCGAACUUGGAUGGACAGUGAAACCGGACGAAAAUCAUUUGGACACACUUCUACGGCCACUUGUUCUUAGCCGGCUAGUGUCGUUCCGUUGUCCUCAAACGGUUGCCGAAGCUAAGGCCAGGUUUGCAGACCAUGCUUCGGGAAAAUGCAUUCUACCAGCGGAUCUACGCAGCACCUGCUACAAAGCAGUACUUCAAAACGGCGAUUUGGCUACAUUCAACGAGAUGCUCCGCCUAUAUCGGGCAACUGAUUUGCACGAGGAGAAGGACCGCAUUUCUCGCGCUCUCGGUUCUAUUAGCAAUGUGGAUAUUCUACAAAAAGUUAUUGAAUUCGCUAUGUCGAAUGAAGUCCGCGCUCAAGAUUCAGUAUUUGUCAUCGUUUCCGUUGCGAUCAACCCCAAGGGACGGGACAUGACUUGGGAUUAUUUCAAAAAUAAUUGGAAAAUACUUCUGGAUCGUUACGAGGGUGGUUUCCUCUUAUCUCGGUUGAUUAAAUAUCUGACAGAGAACUUUUCAACCGAGGAGCGAGCACUUGAGGUCCAACAGUUUUUCAAGGAUCAUGAAUUUCCCGGCACGGAGCGAACUGUGUCGCAAUCAAUCGAGACAAUCCGGUUGAAUGUGGCUUGGCUCCAGCGUGAUCUGGAGGGAAUCAAUGCCUAUUUGAAGCAAUGAGUGCAUUUAACGUAUAAUUAUUAUACAAAGCAUUUCGCAAAAGAAAUUUAAAGCCCGUUCAUCACAUUUAAGUAAUUGUUUUGUUGCAUGCUUUUUAUUUUUUAUAUAGUUGGUAACCGAUUCCGUGCGAUAAAUGCCAAAGUUUGGCGAUAAAUCAGUGCCAGUAGAAACAGAUAGAGCAUUAAUCUAUACAACGUAGCAUAAUACAUACUUGAGUACUUGAGAAAUGUUAUAAUUUGUCCAUAAUUUAAGUUGUUUUUAUGCUAACAUAAGAUAAA